This is a messenger RNA of Dentiscutata heterogama, 374 nucleotides long. The record is from the annotation of a GenBank genome assembly. NCBI's taxonomy places the organism in Eukaryota, Fungi, Glomeromycota, Glomeromycetes, Diversisporales, Gigasporaceae.
AUGUAUCAAGGAAUUUGCGAAUUGAAACUUUAUGCAGAUAUUCCUUAUUCGUCUCAUCCUCUGCAAACUCUCGAUCUCUAUAUUCCUACUUUGUAUGAUGAUACCAGUAAUAAAUUGCCUACACCAAUUAUCAUCUUGAUUCAUGGAGGUGACCCGGUCAGUAGUGACAAAAAAUAUCUCGAGCCUCUAGGAAAAUCUAUAGCAUCUUCGACAAACUUUGCUGUUGCGCUUAUAAACUACAGAUUAAGUAAUACACCUGAAAUUAAAUAUCCAGAUCACAUAAAUGAUGUGGCAACUGCUAUAUCUUGGAUUCAUUUUAAUAGUGAUAAAUAUAGUUAUCGAAGUGAUAGGAUGUACUUAGUGUAUUUAGACAG